Messenger RNA from Bathycoccus prasinos, 12054 nucleotides. RefSeq names its product epsilon frustilin. Lineage: Eukaryota; Viridiplantae; Chlorophyta; Mamiellophyceae; Mamiellales; Bathycoccaceae. The record is from RefSeq and is a predicted model, not a curated record. The transcript has a single exon. Gene Ontology annotation, molecular function: calcium ion binding. Bases 1 to 12054 code for a protein of 4017 amino acids.
AUGAGUGCGCCCAAGAGGACGACGACGGUCGCCACCCUCGGUCGUGUCUUGUUUCUUUACUCGAUUGCUUUGUUGUCUGCGUGUUGCAUUACGUUCACUCCCUCGUUCGUUCACGCCGGCGAUUCUAAUGAUUUUGAUUACUCGUUGACAAAAACGACCGAAGUUCACGACAGAGGACAAAGUCUGGAACGACAUAAUAAUCAGAGCCUCGAAUCGCAACGCGAAUCGCAACGUCGGGAGAAGCACACAGACACGUUUGUGUACGACAGAAAGGUCUUUGAAAAAGCGAUGGCAGAGCAAAAGAAGAAAAAUUCUUUACCAUCUUUGCAUUCGCCAAAGUUUAAAAUGGCCGAACUCGGAGCUACUCGCCUCGACAUCGGGGACGUUCAUACCAACGGAAAGGGCACUGGCGGUCUCGGCGUUUGCGAAGGCGAUUGCGACAAAGAUUCCGAUUGCGGAAUUGGUCUGAUGUGUUUUCAGCGCGGCGGAAACGAGCCUGUUCCCGGGUGUUCGGGAACCCCGAAAUCGGGGUGGGAUUAUUGCGUGCCUAUAAAAGCCUUGGACUCUUCUCGCAAUGGAGGAACCGGCUAUGGUAUGUGCGAAGGCGAUUGCGACCAUGAUUCCGAUUGCGAUGCCGGUCUCAAGUGUUUCCAGAGAGAUGGAUAUUCGAGUGUUCCCGGGUGUUCGGGAAAGGGUAAACAAAAUUAUGAUUAUUGCACAAAUGUUGGCGUGAAAGCCUUGGACUCUUCUCGCAAUGGAGGAACCGGCUAUGGUAUGUGCGAAGGCGAUUGCGACAAAGAUUCCGAUUGCGAUGCCGGUCUCAAGUGUUUCCAGAGAGAUAAAUUCGAGAGUGUUCCCGGGUGUUCGGGAAAGGGUAAACAAGAUUAUGAUUAUUGCAUCGAUAAAAAGUACGUAGUUGAUUUGACGAAUAAUUUGGGCACAAACUCUUACGGCAUGUGCGAGGGUGAUUGCGACAAGGACUCUGAUUGUCAAUCGGGCUUGACCUGUUUUCAAAGAGAUGGCGAUGAGCCUAUUCCUGGAUGCUAUGGAUCUGGGCAAACAGGGCAUGAUUAUUGCGUGGCUGUGAAAGCCUUGGACUCUUCUCGCAAUGGAGGAACCGGCUAUGGUUUGUGCGAAGGCGAUUGCGACUAUGAUUCCGAUUGCGACGCCGGUCUUAGAUGUUUCCAGAGAGAUGGAUAUGAGAGUGUUCCCGGGUGUUCGGGAAGUGGUAAAAAAGGGUGGGAUUAUUGUUAUCAGGCGACACCGCUACCUCCUAUUUCCCAACCGAAGGUUUCUAUUUCCAAUAAAGCCAAUCGAGUUGCUGACUUACAGUUUGAUUUUGGCAUCAAAGUCGAACACACUUUGUGUUCGGGACCCUCUUGUUUUUCGGAUGAUAUAUCAACCAAUUCCAACGUUCAGAUUAAAAGAAGGGAACCAUACGAUAAAGGCUAUGGAAUUAAAUGUCAAGUAUACGUCCGUGAUUCGCAAAGUUGCACCUAUGCGAAUGCAGGUGAGCAUCUGCCUUGUCUCAAGUGGGAUAAUUUCCGCGAUGUUUCGAAAUCAUCCGAUUUGAAGAAAUUUCUCAGUCUCCUGGAUAAAGACCAGAAACAUGCACCCGGUAAGUACGAUAUUGUGUAUAAUUGCUUCUGGAAAACAUCUUCCAGCGAUACGAGUGCCGUAGCUGCAUCAUCGACUGGCUGGAAGUCUUUGCAUUCAUUCACAGUCGUUGAAGAUUGUGCAGAUUGGCUUCCAUCAAAAGUAGAGAAGAAAUCUACCAUUGCGCGGUUGUUUGUCUCUGGAGCACCCGAAUUUCUCGCGGCAGACUGUGCAAAACUCGAUAUCGCGAAGGAAGCUAUUUUUCGAGCGCAUGAUACUAACCCCAUGGAUGGUAAACUAUCUUAUGAAGAGCUUUUCGAAGCUUUUACAAAACACGACAUGGACACGAAUUAUUUGAAAUAUCUUCAAAAGAGCAAUUAUUUUGAAAGUACUGGUGUUUCGUUGAAUGAUGUAGUACAUUCUGCGGCCAUACCUUUGAGAUGCCAGGAUGCCACCUCAUCGAAGCCCGACAUUUAUAUUACUGAUAUAACGUAUCCGACUGCCAAAACUGUCAAAGAUGAAUGCAAAAUUCAAAAAGAAAAUGUCAAGUUGGAAUGGGAUUACAACAAGAUGCCUUCUAGUGGCGAUUUUCAGUGCGUUUAUGUUGAUGGUCGUCUUUACAAAAAAUUGAAAACAGAAGCAGGAACAACCGCCGCGACUGAGCUGGAGGACAUCCGGCCUUCUUCAAGCGUAGGUCCGAGUGCAGUACGACUUAUGACACAUUUAACGUUUGAGGGUGGCAGUUACAAGAAUUUGGUGGAUGGUUCCGGUCCCUCUAGUGCGGUUGCGGGGACCACGUUAUCCACGUAUGCGUGCGGGAGUGGUAUUUCAUGCUUAAGACGUACUAGCUCGGGCGAUGAUUAUAUCAUGGAGAAUCAGCCUUUGAUGCACUCAUCCGCAAUAAUGACUUGGGUUCGUAUUGAGCAAACCUCUUUUCCGUCGAGUACUACGACCUCGUCCGUUGCGCCUAUUUGGUUCUCUCAGGGGCCCUCGAAAGAUAGUAGGUACCAGAAACUUUUCGGCAUCAAAAAGGGUUCGAGAACUCUUUUUGCUAAAUACUUCAACGAAGAACUAAGUUCCAGCACAGCUUUAUCUUACGACAAGAUGCAUCACGUAGCGAUGGUAUUAAAUAAAGAGAAUGGUCUUACUCUAUUUCUAGAUGGUGUUCCAGUUGCUCAUAAAUCCAUGGUUCGAAAUACCGACAUCGAUUUUGAAGUCUCGACGAGAGCAAAAGUUCUCGGUACAAACGCAGUUUAUGACGAUUUUCGAAUUUUCACCGGCGUUGUUACUCCUUUGCACGUUAAAGCAGUUUUUCAAUGCGGUCAUUCUACGGCAUGUGCCGCUCUUGCAUAUGCAGAGCCACAGUCCAGACGUAUCUACUGCAUCAUUCCAAACUAUGCACAAAAAUCUAAAAAGGUGGCGUUUGUACCGCCGUGUUCAACUGGUCUGUUUUUUAACGGUGCGGCUAUUGACCUUCGAAUGAUUCCCGACCAGAAAGGAAUUCUUUUCUCAUUCAGAGAUACUGCACUGGGUGAACUUGGAUUUGAAGUCUUACGACAACUUUCUGACGUGGAUUCUGAUGGUGCGUCGUCGAGCGAACCGGAGGCUGUGGUCUUGAUCGAUUCAUACGUGGAUGGAUGUGCUUUGAAGUAUAGUCCUCUCUCUUUCUUUGAUGACGCGGCAAUAAAGAUGCCAGGUUAUGUCUGGGAAUAUUCUAUUCGAACCAAGUUUGAUAAUGGAGCUCAAAAUACUUCUGAUCCAUUCCUCUUUACCACUCCCUGGUUCGGUAUUGUUGAGGGCCUUAUCUUUGCGGGUAAAUCGGCAGUUCCAGUGCGAAAUGUCCGUGUUUGUGCGAGAAUAAAAAAUUCGACUUAUCCGUCCUCUACUUUGGAAGCAGGCGCGCAGAAACAAGAUUUAGCUGCAUAUGCGAGUGUGUGGCACUCCAAUCAGAACGACAUCGGUGUGCGCUCUUCUGCCUUCAAAGCCACGGAUCGAGACUCAAAAUCACGUGUCACCAUUCGAGAUCAAGAGUGGAUGAACAUUACACUUGGCAAAUUUUCUUCCAUAUCCAAAAUUAAUGUCUGUUACGACUUAUCCUUGGACUCUUCUCGCGAUGGAGGAACCGGCUACGGUAUGUGCGAAGGCGAUUGCGACCAUGAUUCCGAUUGCGAUGCCGGUCUCAAGUGUUUCCAGAGAGAUGGAUAUGAGAGUGUUCCCGGGUGUUCGGGAAAGGGUAAAAAAGGGUGGGAUUAUUGCACAAAUGUUGGCGUGAAAGCCUUGGACUCUUCUCGCAAUGGAGGAACCGGCUAUGGUAUGUGCGAAGGCGAUUGCGACAAAGAUUCCGAUUGCGAUGCCGGUCUCAAGUGUUUCCAGAGAGAUAAAUUCGAGAGUGUUCCCGGGUGUUCGGGAAAGGGUAAAAUAAAUUAUGAUUAUUGCAUCGAUAAAAAGUACGUAGUUGAUUUGAAGAAUAAUUUGGGCACAAACUCUUACGGCAUGUGCGAGGGUGAUUGCGACAAGGACUCUGAUUGUCAAUCGGGCUUGACCUGUUUUCAAAGAGAUGGCGAUGAGCUUAUUCCUGGAUGCUAUGGAUCUGCGAAGAAGGGUUCUGACUAUUGCGUCCCACAGGAAAAGGCGGCCUUCGAUUUUAGCGUCAGGUUGAUGGAUUUUCCAGAUCCAGGAAGUGAAGGAGAAACCGGUGCGGAGUGCGUCCUGAAUGUGAACAGCACGACGGGCGCAGCACUCACCGAGCGAUCAGGUACGGCAAUAUGUCAAUCGUACCGAUGCGCAGGAACAUCGACUUCAACUUAUCUUGGCCAGUACAUUACCCUUAAAUCACAAGGGGGCAAAAUUACUACGAUAACUGAAGUGGAAGCGAUGGGUGUAGAGAUUGACUGCCCUUACUCGGCGUAUUCCGAUGACGACGGUAACUUCGAAAUUGAAGUUAUAGACGCGUCGGGAAGACCGAGUCGAAAAACACACGUUGGCGUUUUACCAUAUAAAGCUGAUAUUUUUGACCGCACUGACGUUCGUAUUAUGGUGGCAAAGGAGGAUACGGAUCCAGAAGCCUUUCUUGUUGCUCUUAAUAUAGACAAGUCCGUGUACAAGUCGCAGUACAAUGCCGAAAAGCAUCGAGGACCCCUCUUAGACUCUUCUCGCAAUGGAGGAACCGGCUAUGGUAUGUGCGAAGGCGAUUGCGACAAAGAUUCCGAUUGCGAUGCCGGUCUCAAGUGUUUUCAGAGAGAUAAAUUCGAGAGUGUUCCCGGGUGUUCGGGAAAGGGUAAAAUAAAUUAUGAUUAUUGCAUCGAUAAAAAGUACGUAGUUGAUUUGAAGAAUAAUUUGGGCACAAACUCUUACGGCAUGUGCGAGGGUGAUUGCGACAAGGACUCUGAUUGUCAAUCGGGCUUGACCUGUUUUCAAAGAGAUGGCGAUGAGCUUAUUCCUGGAUGCUAUGGAUCUGCGAAGAAGGGUUCUGACUAUUGCGUGGCUGUGAAAGCCUUGGACUCCUCAUCGAGAAAGUUGCUGACGAUGGAUGCAGGGAAAUUGGACCUAGCAGAUCUCGGUGCUGCGGAUAAACCCCUCUUAGACUCUUCUCGCAAUGGAGGAAGCGGCUAUGGCGUUUGCGAAGGCGAUUGCGACAAAGAUUCCGAUUGCGGAAUUGGUCUGAUGUGUUUUCAGCGCGGCGGAAACGAGCCUGUUCCCGGGUGUUCGGGAACCCCGAAAUCGGGGUGGGAUUAUUGCGUGCCUAUAAAAGCCUUGGACUCUUCUCGCAAUGGAGGAACCGGCUACGGUAUGUGCGAAGGCGAUUGCGACAAGGAUUCCGAUUGCGAUGCCGGUCUCAAGUGUUUCCAGAGAGAUGGAUAUGAGAGUGUUCCCGGGUGUUCGGGAAAGGGUAAAAAAGGGUGGGAUUAUUGCACAAAUGUUGGUGUGAAAGCCUUGGACUCUUCUCGCGAUGGAGGAACCGGCUACGGUAUGUGCGAAGGCGAUUGCGACAAAGAUUCCGAUUGCGAUGCCGGUCUCAAGUGUUUCCAGAGAAAUAAAUUCAAGAGUGUUCCCGGGUGUUCGGGAAAGGGUAAAAUAAAUUAUGAUUAUUGCAUCGAUAAAAAGUACGUAGUUGAUUUGAAGAAUAAUUUGGGCACAAACUCUUACGGCAUGUGCGAGGGUGAUUGCGACAAGGACUCUGAUUGUCAAUCGGGCUUGACCUGUUUUCAAAGAGAUGGCGAUGAGCCUGUUCCUGGAUGCUAUGGAUCUGCGAAGAAGGGUUCUGACUAUUGCGUGGCUGUGAAAGCCUUGGACUCUUCUCGCAAUGGAGGAACCGGCUAUGGUAUGUGCGAAGGCGAUUGCGACAAAGAUUCCGAUUGCGAUGCCGGUCUCAAGUGUUUCCAGAGAGAUAAAUUCGAGAGUGUUCCCGGGUGUUCGGGAAGUGGUAAAAAAGGGUGGGAUUAUUGUGUUAUGGGUAAGCAAACUGCGAAUCCCCCUCCCCCGAGUCCGCCACCGCCGCAACCAAGUCCGCCACCGCCGCAACCAAGUCCGCCACCGCCGCAACCAAGUCCACCGCCACCAAGUCCGCCACCACCAAGUCCGCCACCGCCUCCCCCGAGUCCGCCGCCUCCAAGUCCGCCGCCUCCAAGUCCGCCGCCACCACAUAUUGCAGAUGUUGAUUCAAACAAUGAUAACGUCAUCGACAUGAUGGAGUUUCUAUCAUACUGCGAGGAAAGAACGAAGUUUUCCGAUGCGAAUGUGAUUUUCUCAGCGGAUCUCUGGUCUACUCUAGAUAAGGAUGAUGACGGCGAGUUGAACGCAGUUGAAUUUCAUAAUGCUGUCAAAGCCUUAGAUGAGGGUCACAUUUAUGGAGUCCCUUGGCUCGUCUUUCCUGCGGUCGCUACAAAAGAUAAAAGUGAGUUUUACGCUUUGGAUAGCCAAGAAAAUGGAGAAAAGCAUGCGUACAUGUCUGCAAUUCCUUCGUCAACCCCUUCUUUGCCUUUCACUCGCGAACAGUGGCAGUACUGGUACGGCAACAUGUCUGCGACUGCCCUUCGCGGGUUUUCUCUUGAUUAUCCGACUGACAUUUCACCGAGAUCGAAAUUGGCACUUCCUGGAAACAAUACUACGCCAGAAUCGCAAAAUUACGCCAUACCAGUCGUAACCUUCGCAAAGAAACACAAAUUUACUCUUCAGAAGCAUAUUAGCGAAUCUGAGCGCGUGAAUUUCAAUCAUGCGACCCAAGGCUUUAGCAACGAGUUGUUUCCUGGAGUCUCAAGUUCAAUAGAGCUCCAUGCCAUUGAGCAGUUUGAGGAUGUGGUCCAUACGUUCGAUGCAAAAGCGUCUGAGAAAGUGCUUGCAGCGAAGCAUUUAGGAACUAUUGGCGCAGAUAUUGAAGAUACCACUGCGGUCAAAGUCACCGGGAUGGUUCGCUUUCCCGGUGAGCGAACUCAAAAGUUUAUCUGCGGUUUGCAGUUUGCGACAAUUUCAGCUUACAAAGGAGUCAAAUGCGAUUUCGAUGAAACUGGAUGCAGUCCUAAUCAUUACAAAUACGAAACUGCGGCGGAAGAAUAUUCUGCAGAUGAACUCGGUCGCUUCGAUAUAGCAGUCACUCCAGGUGAAACUUGGGCAUUUAUCGCCACCUAUGAUGGUCACCGUAUAUGUUAUGGCGGGGAAAAUUUGGACGACUAUCCGUGCGAAUACUCAGAUACGAUGAAGCCAAUUAAGAUGCACGAAGACAUGAUUAGUACAAACAAUAUAAUUGAACUCGUUGGCAUAAUGGGAGGAGAAAAUUUGGUUUAUUUCGAUAUGACAGCGAGAACGGUUGAUAUUGGCUUGUACGCGGGAGCGUGCGGGAAUCCAUACACUGAGUACACUCUCAAAAUCACUCCUGCUAACGGUUGUGGUGCUACGAUGAUUAUCAGCGAUAAAGAAAUCGUCGGAGCGACGGGAUCUAGAUACGCAAGCGAUCAAUGGAAGCUUAUCGAUCCGGACGAUGAAUCAUCUAAUCUGAGAUUAUGGCCCUACGCGGCGAUGGAUUACUACAUUCAGUUGGAACAAGCUCCGGAUGUUUCAUCUCUGAACUUGAAAGCAAUUGAAGAAGUGAAUCCCGGUACCGACUGCAAGCCUCCGGGAACAAAUAUAAUGCAGUUUUUCAGAGAUCGGAACACUCUCGUGCAGACAAUGUUACUUUUGGAACGAACUCUGGGCGAAGUAAAAUACGUCUAUCACGGUUGGUUUUGUGCCACUCCUUUCUUUGGAAGAGCAGCAGAUAGCGCUCGAACGCCCUUUACAUCAGUUCGCGACGGUGAAAAAUGUAUUGGAACGGAUACGGCUGCAAAGGACUUAACGAUCAACCAUCUCGUGGGAACUUCUGAUCAGAACACUGACGUGAAAACGAAUAGUUUUUAUGCGCUCAAAAUCUUUGAGGCACACUUAACGAGCCCCAGCGAGAUAACGUAUUGUUCGAAGUUCAACCAAACAAUUAACGAUGCACAAACCCGUCUUGCCGUAACAGUUCAAUUUCAGCAGGAUGUUGGACCGCAAGGUUCAAAUCCGUGUCAUUCAAGUAACGAGCCGUCAAAGUUGUGUUCGUUCGGCUCAGUAAAUGAAACGGAUGGUUUACUGCUAUACGGCUCGGGUUCAUCUUCUUCGACGUAUGAAAUUUCUACCCAAGAUGCCGUUCCAAAUCUUGUGCCGCCUCACAGACGAAAAGUAUUGGCGAGAGUUCAAAGGAACGAUGGGUGGGCAGUCACGUCGCUUCCAAUUCAGAGAGAAUUGGUAACAAUUGCGACAAAAAUCCGCGGCGGCGGCGGUAACCCAGAAGAUCGAUACAUAUCAGACACAAAGUUUUACGCCACAGCGCCCAUCAAGGGUUUAGUGUACACAGUAGUGCACGAUCCGCCCGGUGGUAAUUCAUUCUCUUCUAUUUCAAAAGGAACAAAAAUAGAUUUGGAAUUAGGUUUGGUCACCACUCGGGCGGCUGAGAAAUCGAGCGAAUGGAAUUUUAAUGCUGGAGUCGAGGCUGAAUUUGAAAUGGGAGCUGGAAUUUCGGCAGGUUCUAGCUAUGUAAAUGGCGAAGUUGAAUUUGAUACAAAUGCCGCAACUAUUGAGGCAGGAGGUCAUGGUGGAUACGCCGUUGAAGGUCCAUCUGUGACGAUCAGUGCUGAAACCGACAACGGAUGGGACUUUCACAUGACUUUGGAUAGAAAUUUGGAAUCCUCACAAGAUCCAGGACUUCCCGGACGUCCAGGAGAUGUCAUUUUAGGUGGAGGAUUCGAAAUCGUGUACGUAAGAUCUGAUAAAGUCGAUCUGAGAUCUAACGCAGAGCAUAGCAAAGAAUGUUUGCAAGUGAUUGAAAUCAUCGAGUGGUAUCCGCGAAAACCUACGACGUACGUCAUGGCGGUAUUCUCGAUUGAGUAUAAAAUUUUACCAGAACUGAAAGAUUUGAUUUCAGUUACAGAGAAUUUAACAUCUAUUAUAAAAGAUACCGAUAAAGCUAUGGAUGGUAAAGAUGAUGCGUACAUCAGAGCCGCGUGGAAAUUACGUCUUCAGAAUGCGCUAGAUGACUGGAAACGAACGCUUGAAUGGUCCUCCCCAGAUUUUACUCCAGAAGGAUUCAAUGCUUUGUCGAAAGAAGAUAAAGAAACGACAGCAACGGAGAUUCAAACAAGAUUCGAUGAAAUGAGCUCGCCGUUCAAUUCAGACGAAUCAGUGUACGGUAAGAUUUCAAAACCUCUCAUCGAUGCUGCCUUCGGAGCGUACACCCAAGAGGAGGAUAGUAGUUAUGCUGCGAAAAAGGAUUGGGAUGAGUUGAGCGAAGUGUGGGAUUCAAUUCCGUCUGAUAACGCGCCUCUUCACGGAAUUCCCAAAGUGAGAAGAACGGAUGCCUUCAAAAAUGAUGGAGGUCAAGAAGCCAACGCAAAAGCAGCUAGCAUCGGAGCAGGUGUCGGGACGUAUUUGAUGCCCGGCGUCGGAACUUUGGUUGGUGCAAUCGCUGGAGGCGUGAUCGAUCGUAUGGCAAACCCAAAUCCAGAGGCAUACUUGGAUGAUACUGAGAAAAUUAUCGUCGAAGGUUCAGGCGAAGAGUCACACGACCCUGAUGGACGGUGGUUCCCGACGAAGAGCGAUAAGUGGUUGAGUUCGUACCAACCCGGUUCAACCGACGACGACGGUCGAAAUCUUUUUAACUCUAACGAAGAUGAUCCUGACAAGGACGAAGGUCUUUGGAGUCGCGGCAUGAGCACUUACGCUAAGGAAGAAAUGAACAAUACUUUUAAGAUCCCGUCCAGUAUGGAUGAAUUGUUUGAGGACAAGAAAGUUUCCUCAAUGGUUGAUGCAUCCGUUUUUGGUAGCGAAGCUCAAUUUGGGUUCACUGGUAGCCAUAACUCUGAUCCUACGAUUUCUAGAGGUGAAAAGCAAGACGUGUAUCUCUCGUUCUCUGGCGGUGGCCAUAACCUCGAGUUUUCUUCUUCCAUCGAGAGUAACAUCGACAGUUAUGGCUAUUCGUGGUCUAUGGAAGCCGAAGGAAGCGUAUCUGCUUCCGGAGAUUUUAGCGUUGCUUUAUCAGUGUUCGAAGCAGAAGCGGAGCUUGCAGACACUUACGGAAAAAGUGUCGGGCAAGAGAAAGCUAUGGCUUUUGCAAAAUACGGUGAAAUGGAAGUUACAUAUACUCUCGGUGACGGCGAUCCUUAUGAUAAAUUCGUGGUUCAUGUUUCUAGUGACAAACGGUUUGGAACCCCGGUCUUCAAAACCAUCGGCGGUGCAUCGAAAUGUCCGGGAGAGCCCAAUACGAUGUGGAGAGAAGGUGGCCUCAUCAUCGAAACGGAGUGGAGUGCCGGUGCAAACAAUGAUUUCAUUCCUCCUCAUCACAGAGCUUUGUUUGAUCUCGUGAUCACCAACGAAUCGCCGUACAGAGAGGGGCACAUCUAUGGAUUGCUGCUCACCUCGGGAGCACAGUACACCGGCGACUUUGGUGGAAACAUGAUGGAUUUGUCGUUCACCAUCAACGGCUUGGACUCUCUGGCUCCAUUCCACAGUUUGGUACCGUUACACGACGUGCCUUCGGUUGACUCCAACGGAGAUUUGAAGUAUACUCGUUUGUCCUUGAAUGUCAUGAAAGGACAAUUUGCUCAUACGUAUUUCUCGAUUGGCGUCCAAUUAGUGUCCGAGUGUGAGUGGGAAAUGUCGAGAGACUGGUUAUACAGAUCACCCAUUUCUUCCACGGCGUUCCUCGGCAAUUUUACAUGGGAGCGCGAGUGUCCAAAAGUUAACUGGGGUAAAACCACGUACAACAAUUACUUGAACACUGUGGUAUCCAAAGAAUCGUCGCCGUACAUCAACAUUACCCUAAUGAAUCCAGAUCCUAUGAACCUGUGGUCGAAAGAUGAGAAUAACGGUGCGACGGAUCAUUUGGUUCAUCCAAACGUUGAAUUCGUUCGAGUUCAGUGGAGAUCUCUCGGUGUUGGUGAGUGGAUUAAUUCCUGGGAUAUGGUUGGAACAGACUCUAAUAUUUGGAAGCGCGAUGUGGUAGACGCUGAUGCACAGUGCAAUUCGGCGCGCGGCGAAGGAUGCAAAUUCAAAUGGAAUCUUGAACGUCAAUACUUCUUGAAUGGUUUGAAGGAUGGAGCAUACGAAGUUCGAGCAAAAGUGUUUUGCUCAGGUUAUGACUCAUUUGCGACCACAGAAGUGAAAGGCUCCGUGACGGAAGAAAAUUUGAACGUCAAUGUUGAUGUGAGCAAACCUGAACCUAUUGAUUGGCGCCAGCGCCACAAUCGCUUCACAAUUGAUUACUCUGAGCCAAUUGUUUGCCCUCAGCUCCAAGCCGAUCACAUGGCGUACGCGAUAAAGCGUGUCAAGACAUGUGCAGGAACAAAUAUAAAUUCCGGAGAUGUCGAUAAGGACGACGUGUACUUUCAUUACAAAUUUGCGUGCGUAAACGAAAAUUCUCUCAUGAUUUCGUUUCCUUCUGACGCGACUGAGGGUACUUAUGAAAUCACGGUCAACGCAGAUAUGCUUGGAAGUAAAUUAGUUGACGCUGGGGAUAAUGCAGCUGCGAAGGAGACGUUUACGACAACGAUUGGAUGUGCCACUACUACUAGUGCUCAAACGGCACUCGGAUCUUCUUCUUCUCCAACCACUGCUGCUACUUCGUCAACGUCGUGGUCGCAGUCGUUCUGGAUAAAUACUGACUCAUCAGGAAACGCCUAUUUGAAACUGUAUAGUUUAUUUGCCACGGGCACGGCAUUCUUUGCUCUCUUCGCACUCAGACGUCGCGAACGUCGCCAGUUUUUAAAUGAAGGCAAUUAUUUUUCUCUUUUCCAAGGAGGCGAGCGUCAACAGCAAAUGGAAGGCACUGAAACAUCAUACUUGAUGGUACGAAAUGAGGCUCCGACAAAGGAGGAAAAUCUCCCCUCCCCGAGCGGCGUGGACGGAAAAUAUAUCGCAGGGAAGCAAACAAGUUAUGGAUCUGUGAUUUAG